Entamoeba invadens IP1 is the source of this 2568-nucleotide messenger RNA. RefSeq lists its product as hypothetical. The transcript has a single exon. The record is from RefSeq and is a predicted model, not a curated record. Gene Ontology annotation, molecular function: pyridoxal phosphate binding; carboxy-lyase activity. NCBI's taxonomy places the organism in Eukaryota, Evosea, Mastigamoebida, Endamoebidae. The coding region runs from base 1 to 2568 and encodes 855 amino acids. Gene Ontology annotation, cellular component: cytosol; cytoplasm. Gene Ontology annotation, biological process: amino acid metabolic process.
AUGCACCCGUUUCCGAUUCGUGUUUUAGUAGUUUCACCGACGAGUGAGGAAUCGGUAGUUUCCAGUUCGAUCAACACGAUCUGCAAAGAGAUCCAUGAUCUUGGAGCGACUGCGAUCUUAACUCAUUCUUUCCAUGAUGCAUAUAAUGAGUUAAAAGAAACUAUAGAUAUAGCAGCUAUAUUAAUGGAUUGGGAUAUGGAUUAUUCCAAGUGUAAAAAGUCGAUGAGACAAUUUCUCUUUCCCAAAACGACUCAGAUUUACGAUCACAAAGUUUUAGUUCUCCCGGGAACGGAACUUUCGCCUUUCCAGGCCAAAACGCCAUUAAUGAAAUUAGAGGCUGACGGAUUGAAUCUUGUCGUUCCGCGGUCCUAUCCGAAUGAGAAGAUCGCCGAAAUGCAACAAUUAAAAACGCAAGAGGAGUUAAUUUUGUUUAUGGAAAAAGAGCAUUUGAAAGUUGUCCCAUCACCUUUGAAUGUGAUUCGGACCUUUAAGAAUAUUAAUAGAAAAAUAUUAAUAUUUUUAUAUACAGAGAAACUAGUUGUCGAGCGCCUUCCCGUCCAAGUCUUAGAAUCGAUCGAAGCGUAUUUGUGGAAAGGUGAAGAGACUCCGACCUUUGUAGCGAAGCGAAUAGUCACGCAGUCCUACGAAUACAUUGAAGACAUUUUACCACCAUUCUUUAAAGCCUUAGUGAAGUAUGUGAAUCAAGGGAAGUAUUCAUGGCAUUGUCCUGGGCAUAUGGGGGGUGUUGCUUACUUACGUAGUCCACCUGGGAAGUUUUUCUUUGAUUUCUUUGGGGAGAAUAUGUUAAUAGCUGACUUAUGUAAUGCUGUUGGGGAGUUAGGAGGGUUACUCAAUCACUUUGGUCCCAUUGGAGAAGCCGAGAAAUAUGCUUCUAAAGUGUUUGGGAGUGAUUUCUCUUAUUUUGUAUUAAAUGGGACAUCUACAGCAAAUAAGAUGGUAUUCCAAGGGACUACAGUAUCUGGGGAUGUAGUUGUUUUAGAUCGAAAUGCACACAAAUCGUCGAUGCAAGCUAUUAUGUUAGGAGGUCUUAAGCCCUUCUAUGUAGUUCCUGUGAGGAACAAAUAUGGUAUAAUUGGACCCAUUCCCUUCACUGAAUUUAAUGUGACAAACAUCAUUAAACAAGGCAAACGCCUUCCUUAUAUGACACAACAAGACUUAACAAAAGGGAUUAAGUUAAUGGUGUUAACACAAUGUACAUAUGAUGGGAUCUGUUAUAAUGUUGCUAAAGUCUGUCAAAGUUUGUCACAUUUAGAUGCGCAGAAUAUGUUAUUUGAUGAGGCAUGGUUCCCUUAUGCUCAUUUCCAUCCAUUCUAUGCGUCUUACCAUUCGAUGAAUAAAGACUACUUUGAAAAGAUGAACGAGAAGUUGGAAGAAGACUCUAUUUUCCAUGGAAGCUCAGUGUUACAAGACUUGGAUGAGGACGAAGAAGGCGAUGAAGUUGUGAAGAGGUCGACCACUCCUUCGAAUUAUAAAGGUGUCAUCUAUGCCACUCAAAGUACUCAUAAAGUGCUUGCAGCGCUCUCGCAAUGUUCUAUGGUCCACGUCAGAAACUCUAAGGACCCAUUCCAGUUUGAUCGCUUUAACACGUACUUCCAAGCGAAUACUUCGACUUCGCCGCAAUACUCUUUAAUUGCGUCGUUAGACAUGUCAUCUGCUAUUAUGGAUAUCUCUGGGGAGUCUAUAGUAGAUGAUGUCUUAAAAGAAGUCAUAUCAUUCCGGUGUGCGAUCGAGCGUGUGAAAGUCGAGUUUAAAGAGUCAGGGGAAGGGUGGUUCUUUGGGUGUUGGCAGCCUCGGGACAUUUUGAGUGGGAAGAAUGACAUUUAUGACAAGAAUUAUUGGGUCCUUCCCCCAAGUGGUCCAGAAGCGUGGCAUGGGUUCCCUAAUAUAGGAAAGAAUCAAUACUUAUUAGACCCAUUGAAAGUGAAUAUCUUAACUGUUGAUGAAGAUGCGAAUAUUGAGAUACCAGCGUGUGUAGUGUGUAAGUUCUUAGCAAUGAAUGGGAUUAUAAUGGAGAAGAUGGGGUAUUAUACAAUGCUUUCAUUGUUCUCUAUUGGAAGUAGAAGAGGGAAAUCAGCUACUUUAAUCACCGCGUUGAUUCAAUUCAAGAAGAUGUAUGACAGUAAUACUCAAUUGAAGUAUGUCUUCACUAGAGAACACAACUUGGAGUUCGAAAACGUCGGGCUCAAGGACUUCUGCGACAUGAUGAAUCCAGAAAUCAAGAAAAUGCAGGAAAUGGAGAACGAAGUCUACUCCGGAAAGCUCCCCGAUGUCAAGUGUUUGCCUUAUGAAGCUUCUUGCGCUUUAAUUAAUAACAACGUCGACUGGGUCCCCGUCGAAAAUUUGACGGGAAGAGUCAGCGCGUUACUCGUGGUCAAUUACCCACCGGGAAUACCUACUGUAAUGCCUGGCGAAAUCUUCGAUCAAGUCCAUACCGACUUAAUGGUCGCUCUUGCUCAUUUCGAAGAAAAGUGGCCGGGGUACGAAUUCGAAGUCCAUGGCUUGGUCGCUAAGAACGGGAAGUUCUUUAUCCCUUGCUUAAAACAGUAA